CACCUGCACGAAAACGAAAGAACCGAAGAACAGUUUGUCCUUUCGGUUUCUUUGCGGUUCUUGUGCGUGCGCCGCAGUCGUGAACACGACCGACCGGCGAUAUGGUGGUGUUAGACGCGCUGCGAUCCAAAAUUUUCUUCAGCAUCUUGAUUAUUGCAAUUGUAAAUGCCCAGCAAGAAAAAGCCCAAAGCAGUAGUAAAAAGGACGAUAAGAAAGAUGUAACCUUCGAAUGUCCGCAGGGCAUGGGCAACGGUAAUUUUGCCGACCCUGCUACCUGCCGCCGGUUUUACCAAUGCGUCGAUGGAUAUCCGUACCUGAAUCGGUGUCCUUCCGGUUUGUACUUCGAUGACAUCCAGAAAUAUUGCACGUUUAAGGAUGAAGCCCGAUGUGGGCCACUGGCAGCAACACCUGCUCCAAGUACGGAAUCCCCGGAAAACUUAGCCAAGAAAUGUGACUUAUCAGAGUGCGUGCUUCCGUAUUGUUAUUGUUCUAAGGAUGGUACUACUAUUCCAGGUGGUUUAAGUCCAGAGGAUACACCACAAAUGAUCCUUCUAACUUUUGACGGAGCAGUUAACCUGAACAACUACGAACAUUACAAGAAGGUAUUUGAUAAGAAGCGCAAGAAUCCCAAUGGAUGCGACAUUAAGGGAACGUUCUUCAUCUCGCAUGAAUACAGCAAUUAUCAAAUGAUUCAACAGCUUGCGAGCGAGUCCCACGAAAUCGCAACUGAAACAAUUUCACUUCAAACAGGUCUCCAAGACAAAGGCUACGAAGAGUGGGUCGGUGAGAUGAUUGGAAUGCGCGAGAUCCUGCGUCACUUCUCGAAUAUCUCCAAGAGCGAAGUUGUGGGUAUGCGCGCACCCUUCCUGAAACCCGGCAGGAACACGCAAUACAAAGUCCUGGAAGACUUUGGAUUUAUUUAUGACAGCUCUAUUGGUGCUCCGCCUUCGACACAACCAAUCUGGCCAUACACACUCGACUACAAAAUUCCACACGAGUGUAAAGCAGGCACGUGCCCAACAAAAUCCUUCCCUGGUGUCUGGGAGGUUCCACUGAACGCGCAUUACGUAGAAGAUUAUGAAGGAGGACACUGUCCUUAUCUGGAUCAGUGUGUGUUGCACAAUCAUGAUGCUCAGGAGGUCUUUGAGUGGCUUCAGGAGGAUUUCAGUCGCUAUUAUGAGCAGAACAAGGCACCUUACAUGAUGCCAUUCCACACAAACUGGUUCUCUAUCAAAGAGUUAGAACAAGGGUUACAUAAGUUCUUAGACUGGACGACAACUUUGCCUGAUGUGUGGUUCGUCACAGUAACACAAGCAUUAACCUGGAUGACCGAUCCAAAGUCCUUGACGCAGUUAAACAACUACGAGGCAUGGAAUUGCCAGAAACGCAAAGAAAACAUUCCGUCAGGCGGCUGCAACAACUCUAAUAAAUGUGCGCUCAAUUAUAAGAACCCCAACUUGAAUUUUACAGACACACGAUAUCUGGAAACUUGUACCGAUUGUCCGAAUCAAUAUCCGUGGCUGGGCGAUGCAGGCGGCACAGGCAUCUCCAACAAAGACAACUACGUUCCUGACAACGUCCGGAGGAAGUAACGCGGUUGCGUGCGCGGUCGAGUAACGCUGACUGAUCGAUUGCAUUGUACUCAUUUAAAUUUUAUUUAAACAAUUUGUGCUCAAUUAUUAAAUCUGCCUUGAUGUUUGUUGAUUUUUAUUUUUUACUUUUGAGUAGAAGUAAGUUAUAACGCAAAUAGGAAUUGUAAUAAAGUUUACAUUGUUAGAUUUAA
This is a messenger RNA of Dalotia coriaria, 1783 nucleotides long. RefSeq names its product chitin deacetylase Cda4 (gene Cda4). Bases 102 to 1592 code for a protein of 496 amino acids. The transcript is spliced from 6 exons. Gene Ontology annotation, cellular component: extracellular region. Gene Ontology annotation, biological process: carbohydrate metabolic process. Gene Ontology annotation, molecular function: chitin binding. NCBI's taxonomy places the organism in Eukaryota, Metazoa, Arthropoda, Insecta, Coleoptera, Staphylinidae. The record is from RefSeq and is a predicted model, not a curated record.